AUGUCCUUCAGCUUGAGCUUGUUGUUGUUGUUCCAAGUGUCUCUGCAGUUUUCUCCACCUACAGUUGUUCCUAGUGAGGGCAAUGUUUUGACCGUCUCUGCUCAAGCAGGAUCCCUGUGUGGCCUCAACGCUGUUGGUCCGAGUGUCCGGAUCAUGGAGCCAGGAAGACGUCUGAGUGCUGAAGCGGUGUUCAACUUGCUCCCUGUGCGAUCACUAUCAGAUUAUCCGUAUCCUGUGGAGGAUGAACAGGAGUGCCUGAAUGUUCGACCCCGUCGACCUGUUCCUACAGACCAAGCUUACGAAGUGUUCAAGAGUGUGGGGAUGAAGGUUGCAACAAAUCUGCCUGUCCAAGAACCUCACUGCCUGAUGUACAGAGGCCUGAAUUACUAUCGUAACUUCUAUCGCAGUAGGUCUUCUAG
This is a messenger RNA of Sinocyclocheilus rhinocerous, 419 nucleotides long. RefSeq names its product alpha-1-macroglobulin-like. The record is from RefSeq and is a predicted model, not a curated record. The transcript has 3 exons. NCBI's taxonomy places the organism in Eukaryota, Metazoa, Chordata, Actinopteri, Cypriniformes, Cyprinidae. The annotation marks the transcript as partial.